CUCAAAUCAUUGCAAGACGAAAUGAGAAGAAGCUGACCAGAGAGUGGACUUCUAGUGAUUUUAAGGGCCAGGAAGCAGGACGAUCAUCAUGGGUUCCAAAAAGUCGACGCCAUCUCGCUACGCGGGCGGCGAUGACUCCGAAGGCCAGUCACCUUCAACUAUCAACGAUCCAGUCUACUCUCAACGCACAACACCCAAUCAACCAAGUCACACACAAUGGACGAGGCCAAAGAGCUCCGAGGAGGUUGGCGGGAAGGAUGAUCCUGUCUACUCGCAGUCCGCAGCUGUAGGAGACGACAGUGAAGGACAACCUCAGACUCAGAUCAACGAUCCAGUCUAUGCACAGCCAACAAGUGCUCAAACAAAACCUGAGAAAAGCACUGCGACGGACAAAGGUCAAUGGGCAGUUGACGCCGCGAACGACCCAGUCUACUCACAAUCAUCCGCUCAGUCCACGAAGGCCACUGAAGUCAAUGAUCCAGUUUACGCACAGCCAGCUACUGCACCGACUCAACCAGGUCAAUAUGUCUCCGGAACAGAAGGGAAGGGGACAGUCGAUUCCGCGAACGACCCUGUCUACUCUCAAUCAUCCACUCAACAGCCCAGCACUACACAGGUCAACGACCCAGUCUACGGCCAACCUCAGAAACCACCUGCUACACCAGCAAACAAAGCUCUCUCAUCUCCUGGUCAAGGCAGCAUCCCACCCAGCGAGGACCCCGUCUACUCACAAUCUCGCAUAGCAACCAACCGUCUAGACCAACUCAACUCGCACGUCUCUCCAAGCCAACCAGAUUCAGAGCUUGCCAACACUUCGCGCGCCCGCCGACCUAAGAAACCAAAAUCGAGAUCGUCCGACCCCUCAGCCGACUUACCCGCCGACUACAGCGACAUCCUAGGCAACAUCUCCAGAUUGAAAUCCAUAGCGCAGACUCCCAAUGCCAACAACAGAGGCUACAUCCGGCAAAAGACGUCCGGCAAAUUAUGGGCACGAGAACGUAUCUCAGCCCUGCUCGACGCGGACACCUGGCGCGAAAUCGGCUCCGUCACCGGCACAGUCGAAUGGGUCAAGGACGCCGCCAACCCACAGCGCGAACACGUCAAGUCGUUCACACCCUCCAACAAUCCCCAGGGUUUCGGGCGGAUCACAUGCCCUCGCACCGGCCAGCGGCGGCAGAUUUACCUGACGGCCGACGACUUCAGCAUCCGCUCCGGCCACGCGGAUGGAUCUGUAGCCUUGAAGACGGUGCACGGCGAGAAACUCGCACUCAAACUCAAAGUGCCGGUCGUCAAGCUCGUUGACGGAUCUUCCGGCGGAGGCAGCGUCUCGACCAUUUUGACAAAUGGGUUCAGUUACGUGCCUCACGUCACCGUCCUAAGCACCGUCGUCAAGCAACUCAACAUGGGCAUUCCGAACUUGGGCGCCGUGGUCGGUCCGGCGAUAGGUCUCGGCGCCGCUCGCGUGGUCAGUACACACUUCAGCGUCAUGGCAGCUGACAUUGGAAGCAUGUUCAACGCCGGGCCCAAGGUCGUCGAGGGCGCGACGUUCGAGGAGGGUUUGAGUUUCGCGGACCUCGGCGGGCCUAAUGUGCAUUGCACCAAUGGGACAAUCGACAAUAUGGCCAGCAAUGAGCAGGAAUGUUUCGACCAGAUUCGUACGGUCCUUGGGUACUUGCCCGAUUGUGGCAUGUUCCAGGCGCCACCGGUCGUCGAGUGCAAGGACGACGUGACUCGUGAGGACGCCGCGCUUCGGAGUAUCAUCCCGAGACGAAAGAAUCGCAUGUACAACCCAUACACAAUCAUCGAGAGCGUCGUGGAUCAGGGCUCAUGGUUCGAGAUCGGGAGACUCUGGGGACGGACGGGUAUCACUGGUCUGGCGAGGAUGGGCGGCAGACCAGUAGGCAUCCUGAGCAACAACUGUGAAGUCAACUCAGGGGCGUUGGACGCUUUGGGAAGUCAGAAGCUGUUGAAGAUGAUCAAAUUCUGUGAUGUGUUCAAUCUGCCUAUUGUCCAAUUUGUGGACGUCCCUGGAUAUGCAAUUGGCACGGUUGCCGAGCGAUCUGCAACAAUGAAAUGGGGUGUUGAGCUUGGAAAGGCCUAUUAUUCAACCACCACUCCCAUAUUCUCCGUCAUCACGCGCCGGGUAUACGGCGUCGCAGGUGGUAUCAUGCUCGAUUCUCGUGAGCCCUGGAUGCGCAUCGCGUGGCCGAGCGGAAACUGGGGAAGCUUGCCACUUGAUGGAGGUAUUGAGGUAGGGCAUCGCCAUGAGUUGAAACAAAUUGGUGAGAAACAGGGCCCCGAAGCUGUCAAACAGCGAUACAAGGAAUUGGAAGACGAGUAUCUGCGUCUCAUGAACCCGAUCAGGACAGCUCAACAUUUCAAUGUCGAAGAGAUCGUAGAUCCGAAGGACACGAGACGCAUCGUCUGUCGUUGGGCCAAGGAAAUGUAUGGCGUGGUCAUGCAGGAGAGACUGGCGGACCGAGCAGCAGGCAGGAUCUAUGCCGUCUUCACUUGAGAAAAGGAGAUAC
Molecule: messenger RNA, 2528 nt
Organism: Exophiala viscosa
Lineage: Eukaryota; Fungi; Ascomycota; Eurotiomycetes; Chaetothyriales; Herpotrichiellaceae
Product: carboxyl transferase domain-containing protein
Exons: 2
Coding region: 89-2515 (808 amino acids)
Molecular function (GO): propionyl-CoA carboxylase activity
Source: RefSeq, a predicted model, not a curated record